Molecule: messenger RNA, 414 nt
Organism: Acytostelium subglobosum LB1
Lineage: Eukaryota; Evosea; Eumycetozoa; Acytosteliales; Acytosteliaceae
Exons: 1
Coding region: 1-414 (137 amino acids)
Source: RefSeq, a predicted model, not a curated record
AUGGUCCGUGCCGUCGACCCAGUCUACAUCCAGGCCAACUGUGAUGCCAACAAGGUCACUAUCCCAUCAUGCGCCUCCACUCCAUCAGGUGCCAAGUCUAGAGUUAAUGUCACCGUUCUCCCAGACAUCUGUGUUGUCAACUCUGACUGGUGCAAUGACGCCCCAAUCCCAGACGGAGGCUCCUACAAGCUGAUCUCCAACAAUGGAUCAUACGCCUCUUUCAACAUCUACAACAAUCAAGCUGAUUGCGCUGCUGGCACCAACUUGGUCAAGGUCUUUGACAACCUCUGCAACUCUUGUGAUCCAAAGUCCGGCCAGACCAUCAAGUGCUCCCUCAAGAACUCUGCUUCCGCCCUUGCUUCCUUCGGAAUGGUCACCGUUGUUGGAGUUGUUGCCACUCUCAUGUUCCUUUAA